AUGGGAGUAGUAGUAUGCAUCACACUGGUAGACUCCUCAGUAAAGCUCGCAGAACGCUUUUCUCCUAGUGGAGUGAUGUUCUUACUGGCUUUAGGAGUAGGUGAAUGUUUAGGCCCUGUCCGAGACUCUGCCGCUUCCGAGGAAAGGGACUUCGGAGCCGACGUCGUCAUGUCACUGCCCCCCGUUGGAAGCGGUGACCGCACUUUCCGAAUAGGCGACGCAGAGGAUCGCGUCCCUGAAUCUGAAUCCAAUCGUUCACGAGGAUUCGACAGUUCCGAUUGA
This is a messenger RNA of Cylicostephanus goldi, 282 nucleotides long. The record is from the annotation of a GenBank genome assembly. NCBI's taxonomy places the organism in Eukaryota, Metazoa, Nematoda, Chromadorea, Rhabditida, Strongylidae.